CCAGCUGCUGCUCUGCCUUUUAGAUGUUUGUGGCCUCCCCAGCCACCCUUAGCUGCUUCCUCUCAUUCCUGUUCCCCUUUUUUUGUGGCCUGCCAUUCCGAUACUGCAGCUCCGCGGGAUAGCCAAGCGCUCUGCUAGGGAGCCCAGAGCUCUGCUUUAGCUGACACGAUGCCUGAGCUAAUCUCUGUCCAAGACUUCAUCUCCCAGACCCAGGAGGAUCUGAGCUCUCCAACCACCUCCUCCUUCACCAGCCACAUGGGCAAAUGCAAGAGCACUGUUGGCAGCCUGGAAGAGGCCUUGGAUCUAGAUCGAGUUGUUCUGCAAAAAAUAAGGAAAGCGGUGAAAGCAGAGCAUGCAACUGGACAAGAUCUCAUUGGUCAUUUAGAAGCUCAUAUUGCUGCCCAGGAGAAGUUCUCAGGAAAUUAUCAAAACAAUGGAGAGGAGAAGUUGGCUGAAGCAUUUAGCUCUUUUGCCUCAUUUUCCAGGGAGCUGCUAGAAGCUGUCAAGAGCAUGUUACUGAGCCUGUAUCACAACAUUAACUUUGCCCUGGACUCGCUGAUCAAGGGUGAUUUCAAAGGGGACUUUAAAAAGCCUUUUGAGAAAGCCUGGAAAGAUUAUGAGAGCAAACUCACAAAGAUAGAGAAAGAAAAGCGGGAGCUGGCAAAACAGUAUGGAAUGGUGCGAACUGAGGUAGUGGGAGGAGAGAUUGCUGAGGAGAUGGAGAAGGAACGAAGGAUGUUCCAGUUGCAAAUGUGUGAGUAUCUAAUUAAAGUGAAUGAGAUUAAAACCAAAAAAGGAGUUGACUUGCUGCAGAACAACAUCAACCACUGCAACUCCCAGUUCAAUUUUUUCCAGACAUGUUUAAAGGCAACAGAGAAGCACAAACAUUUUAUAGAAAAUCUUACUCCAGAGCUUCAGAUUAUGAAGGCAAAGCAGGAGGAGGAGAAGAAGCAGCUCUACUCCCUUCGUGAUCAGCUGAAAACAUCCCUGCAGCUGGAGCCCAAAGAGAAUACCAUUAGCAAACCACUGAGUUACAGCAUGCACCAGUUGCAGGGAAAUAAGCAAUAUGGCACAGAGAAAUCUGGGACCCUCCUUAAGAAGAGUGAUGGCUUAAGAAGAAUCUGGCAGAAGAGAAAGUGCACAGUCAAGAAUGGCUAUCUGACCAUUUCACACAGCACGCAACAUCGCCCUCCUGUCAAGCUGAAUUUACUCACUUGCCAAGUGAAGCCAAAUGUGGAUGACAGGAAGUGUUUUGAUCUUAUUUCACAUAAUAGAACAUACCACUUCUUGGCAGAGGAUGAGCAAGAGGGUACUAUAUGGGUCUCUGUCCUCAGCAAUAGUAAAGAAGAGGCCCUGAACGUGGCGUUCCAGCAAGCUCAAGGCAGAGAAGGAUGCAGCAUGGAGGACUUGACUGCAGCAAUUAUCAGGGAGAUAAAGCACAUGCCAGGAAACGGCAUGUGCUGUGACUGCUUGGCAUCAGAUCCAGCAUGGCUUUCCAUUAAUUUGGGAAUUCUGAUCUGCAUUGAAUGCUCUGGCAUUCACCGAGAGAUGGGUGUUCACCACUCCCGUAUCCAGUCACUAGCUCUGGAUAAGCUAGCAACCUCAGAGCUUCUGUUGGCUAAGAAUAUUGGAAAUUCACGAUUUAACGACAUUGUAGAAGCCAAUCUACCCAAAUCGUACCCAAAGCCUGAUGCUGACAGUACAAUGACUCUUCGCAAGGAUUUCAUCAUUUCCAAGUAUGUUGAGAAGAAGUAUGUUGCGCGGCGCAUGAUGGGGAGCCCAGCAGACAGACUCAGGGGCCUGCAGAAAGCUGUCAGGGAGAGGGAUAUCUUUGUCUUGCUUCAGGCAUAUGCUGAAAAGGUGGAUCUGAGUGAGCCUUUGCUGGAGUUCAGCCAGGAACCCGGGGAGACUCUUCUCCAUCUGGCUAUUUUAGAGUGUGAUCGAACUUCUUUGCAUAUUGUAGAUUUCCUGGUGCAGAACAGUGGCAGCCUCAUGAAGCAGACAUCUAAGGGAAAUACUCCCCUUCAUUACUGCAGCCUUCACAAUAAGCAUGAAUGCAUAAAACUUCUUCUGCGAGCCAAGGCCAGCAUUGAAAUCACUAAUCAAGCUGGAGAAAUGGUCCUUGAUGUUGCCAGACGAAUGAAACAUAGUGUCUGUGAAAAUCUGUUACUGCAAGCUCAAAAUAACCAGUUCAACAUGCGUGCUCAUGUGGAAUAUGAGUGGCAGUUGGGCCAAGAUGAUAUGUUUGAAAGUGAUGAUGAUCUGGAUGAGAAGCUCAGUCCCAUAAAAAAAGAUCGCUUUAAUCGUCCUCAAAGCUGCUAUAAUCUGCCUGGAACAGCCUCUCAGUCCUGGAGAAAUCCAGCUGACUUUUCGAAGGGAGCAAGUCCAGCAUUCCAGGAGAAAAGCCAUGACCUAUAUGCCAAGCCUCAUGCUUCUCGAUUGGCUGCAGCAGCAGCAUCCUCCCCUGUCUCUGCCUGUACAGGACCACCGCUGCCUGCGCGCAACACACCUCGAGCUCCCAGCUUUCCUCCCCCACCUCCUCCAUCCAGCUGGCCAGUCUUCCCUGCAGAUAUGGCACCUAGGAAAAUUCUGCCUCCACCUCCAGUGAUGAGACAUAAGCGGACCUCCUCAGAGCCACCCUCCAAUGCACUUCUGAAUGACACCAGCCCAACUCAAGACUCCAGAUGCUUCUCACUUCCAAGAAAUUGCUCCCCAGAAGGAACUUCUCCUAGCAGUCUGAGUUCUGAGUCUUCUGGACUCUCUGAAGCAGUGCAGUCCUGGGAGCCAGCUGUGACAAGAAAAACAAGUAUGCCUUGGUUUGAACCAAGCCAAAACCCAAGAGAGAAUCACUGGGCUUCCUCCCACUCACUGGAACCACCAGAUGAUGUUCCACCACCACUGCCAGCAAGAGGAAAUAGGAAAUCACCUCUGCUUCGGGUCAAAGCCCUUUAUAAUUGUGAGGCUGAUCAUGAAGAUGAGCUAACUUUCUUUGCUGGAGAGGUCAUAAUAGUAGAUGGAGAGGAGGAUUCCAGUUGGUGGUUCGGCAGGAUUGAAGGGCAGCCUCACAGGAAAGGUCUCUUCCCCUCAUCGUUUGUUUACAAACUAAAUGAAUAGAAAGAAGGUGGACAGAUGAAAGGACAUGUACAUUAUUUCCUCCAAAAAUAGAUGUCUCUGCUUUAAGAGGGCUUCCUGCAGAAAGCAAGCACAAGACUUUGGAAGCAUCUCUCUCAUGUCCUCACUCAGCAAGAUGACAUGCUGGACCAGGAAUCUAGAACUGAAAUGCCAUCACAUGGUAUGGUGCAUACUCUGUUUGAGUCAUUGGUAAGAUUUCCCCUGAUUUGAAUAGAAGAGGAUUCUACAGAAAGCAUGCUAUCUGUUCCAUAAAGAGGAUGAGGUACAAAUGAAUUGAAUAAAAAUUGCUUCUUUCAUAAACCUUCACAGUGGCCCAGGAACCACUUUUUGUGAUGCAGCCCUUCAUUGCUAUGGUGUACAUGCAUAGGAAUUUUCCCACCCAGUUAUCACCCAGCUCUCAGGAUGUGGAAUGUUCUAGGUGGAAAAACCUAGAUCUUGACUGGACUUUUCUAAGUGAUAGCUUCAUCCCCAUACACUCCCUAAAAACAUGAGAUCACACUGUAGGGAAGCAGUUACUGCUCUGCCUACAUGUGGCUUCCUGGGACCAGUUCAAGUAUUUGACAUGGAAAGCUCCCCCUCUACUGUAAUGCUAGCAGAUCUACUCCAACACUGAAAAGGAAAAUUAUUGUAGUAUCUCAUGUGAAAGUGCCUUCACCAACCAUCUGUGGAGCUGUGCUUGUAUGUCAAGACUAGAAACCAACACAUUUCAAUUGUCUGUUCUAGGAAUUCACCACCUAACAUAAUCCAAACUAUUACAUGCUAGAAGGAGAAAAGGAAGGAAGCAACCCUAAAAAUUACUUGUUGAGUCUAUAGCACCGGAUGGCUGAAACAAAUGAGACAAAACAAACUACAUAAGAAGAGCUCACCGCUCCUCCCUCUAUUCAAAAACAGGAAAAUAUUUUUUUCACAUUCCAGUAUAGUGAACAAUCAGUUCCUGUCAUCCACAAAGUACCUAAUUUCCACAUCUAUCCCAUGCAGCAAUCUAUUUCUACCUACUAAGCAGAGCACCACAACCAAGAAUUUGAACCUGCAGAAAGUAUUUUCCUGACACUAAUUGAGAUAUCAAAAGAAAAAAAACCACACAAAAUAUUUGCUUUUGUAAAAAGCCAAACUUUGCCAUGAAACCAGAGAAAAUACUGCUAUAGGGAAGCUAAACUAGGAUUUCAUAUGCAAUCAUUAGAAACCUUCUUAAUUUCCAACCUAGAUUUAUUACUCUUCUACUACUUCUGGUGCAUUUGUAGAAUUAAAUAGCAUAUCUUUCUGGCCUCCUUUUUCCAAGUUAACCAGAAUAGUUUCUUGUAUAAAACCAUAUGAUUUCAGUGAGCAUUUGUAUUCAACGAGGCCAGUGUUUUCAACCUUUCCACAGCUGGGGACUGGAAAAAUAGGAAAACCACCUUGGGGGGAGGCAGAACCAAAAAGCACCAGACACAUAAUACAGUAUUCUUUGUAUUCAUUUCAAAAGACAAUACCAAAACAAAAUUGAAAAUUCUUCAAAACAACCAGAAACCAAGCAGCAAAAAAUGCCACCAAAAAACCAAAAUACUAAAAUUGGUGCAGGGUGGCUUCCCACCGGCUCCCACUGAGAUGUCUCUCCCCUCCCUGGCUCCCCAGCAGCACUGGCGCACCCCGUGAACAUGAUGCCAACUGAGGAAGACGUGGUGGAGCACAGACAGCCCCGCGCUAAUCUACAGUGAGCAGGAUGUACCCCACCCUGCAUGGGCCAACAGGGAAUCUGCAGACUGGCACCAGUCCGCAGACCAGUGGUUGAAAACCACUUAUCUCAGGUACCUAGGAAUGCCCCACCUGACAUACCCAAAAACCUGUGGUUACCACUUUUGCAACUGCAUUUCAAUGAUGGUUCAUACACUUUCUGUGAUUACCCAGAUCCUUGCAUCUCUUUCCUGUCUCCAUCUUUUCCAUUGAUAAAAUUUCCACCUAAAGAAGCAACAAUUUUAGUCCUAAAUGUUAAACCGUCUAAUUUUAUCUCCUGUUUCUUAUCCCAAUUCAUCAUGAAAAAAUAUUCUGGUCUUUUAUAGAAUAGUACAAUGUUUCUAUAUGUGAGAAUGUUCAUUUUGUGUGUCCGCCUUUAAAUAAAUCUUUAAGUAUCA
Messenger RNA from Varanus komodoensis (Komodo dragon), 5240 nucleotides. RefSeq names its product arf-GAP with SH3 domain, ANK repeat and PH domain-containing protein 2-like. NCBI's taxonomy places the organism in Eukaryota, Metazoa, Chordata, Lepidosauria, Squamata, Varanidae. Gene Ontology annotation, cellular component: cytoplasm. The record is from RefSeq and is a predicted model, not a curated record. Gene Ontology annotation, biological process: positive regulation of GTPase activity. Gene Ontology annotation, molecular function: protein binding; GTPase activator activity. The transcript is spliced from 28 exons. The coding region runs from base 169 to 3114 and encodes 981 amino acids.